AUGUAUACAUAUACAGUAUGUGGCGACCCACGCCAUAUCAGGCGCGCGGGCACCACACGUCACGGCGCCGCUCCUGCGAGCGCCGGUGACACGGCGGUAGUUCGGCGCGCUGCCGAGAGGUGGCCACCAGCGCCGACAGCAUACUCGCACUCAAAAUUCAGUGGCGAUGGGUAUAUUAAGACCUCCGGCGACGACGAAAGAGCUUCCUCAGGCCUUGAUAUCUUCACCGAGCGAGCCCCUAGGGCCUCGGUAUCUCCAUCGAGCGAGCUCCACGGGCCUCGACAUCUACCCAAGCGAGCCCCUGAGGUCCUUGGCACACCAGCGAGGACCCUGCCACGAGUCUGGCGCCGACUCCGAGACAUCCCACCACCAGGACGUCCACCGGGAAGCCCAGAGCGCGGCCCGCCUCUACCACCGUCGCAGCCCGUAGUGCCAUCGGAUCCGCGACUACGCCAGGGGCCUAGGCCUCCACCGAUACUCGGACAUAGCUACAUCCCGUGGAGACUAGAGCCGAUUACAAGUAUAGGAGCCCGAUUUCGAGAGCAAGGAACACAAGUACACCGCAGAGUCGCCACCACCAAAGCGGCCACUCAGACGUCACCGCAGGGAUCGGCCGAACUCAAGGCUGUACCUGUAGACGUGGCGCAGCAAUCCUCACCGAGAGGAACUCAGGGCACGUCAGGCCUAGACAGCCCCAAGAAGACAC
Molecule: messenger RNA, 706 nt
Organism: Vollenhovia emeryi
Lineage: Eukaryota; Metazoa; Arthropoda; Insecta; Hymenoptera; Formicidae
Product: proline-rich proteoglycan 2-like
Exons: 2
Source: RefSeq, a predicted model, not a curated record